This is a messenger RNA of Triticum turgidum subsp. durum (durum wheat), 555 nucleotides long. Lineage: Eukaryota; Viridiplantae; Streptophyta; Magnoliopsida; Poales; Poaceae. The record is from the annotation of a GenBank genome assembly.
AUGGGCGACCACUACGGUACGCUUGGGGUGCGGCCCGACGCUACCAAGGCCGAGGUCAAGGCCGCCUUCCGCCGCCGCGCCCUGCGCGACCACCCCGACCGCCACGCUCAAUCCGGCGACGCCGGUGCCCGAGCCGAAGCCGCGGCGCGCUUCCGCCAGGCCUCCGACGCCUACCACGUCCUCUCCGACGACCAAAGGAGGGCCGAGUACGACCUCCGUCUCCGCUCUUCCUCCUAUGUCCGCACAUCCUCCUCCACCUGGGCCUCCUCCUCGGGUUCGCACGGCUACGGCUACGGGCACAGAGAAAGUUCUUGGCGGCGGCCGCCUCCGGGAGGCGGAGGCGCAUCGGUGGGAUACGAUUGGGGCUUGUUGCUGAAGGCGAUGACUCGGCGAAGGUUCCUUCUCAAUCUCGGCUUCUCCAGUGUAUUGCUUUCUGGUGCAGCUUUUCUUGAUGGAAGUAUUCUGGAACUCUGGAACAUGAAUAACUCUGGGAAAUCAUUUGAAGAAGCAAUGGAGUCGAUUGAGAAGGUAAAAGGGGGAAAGGGGAAUAGGUAG